Molecule: messenger RNA, 3306 nt
Organism: Cylindrotheca closterium
Lineage: Eukaryota; Bacillariophyta; Bacillariophyceae; Bacillariales; Bacillariaceae
Source: the annotation of a GenBank genome assembly
AUGCAAGCAACAGCCAUGAUGGAUGAUUCUAAUGAAGGAACAGCUUCUAACGUCUCCGAUAACAAUCCUUCGCUUGGUAAAGGCGAUGUCAUCAUUGGGGAUCUGUCUUCAUCGGAUGCUUUUGUCCCAGAUAUCGUAGCUGAGAUUGUUGGAGAUUUGUCAUCUUCAGCAAGAUCAACGGCAUCGCCAGAUCGGAAAUCCAAAAGUCGUGGAUCAAGAAGCAGUCAAUCCAAACGCAAACCUGCAAGACAGUCCUCAAAAUCUCGUUCCAAUUCGAUUGAGGAUGAUCUUGAUUUAUUGAACGAUCAGUCACGCGGUCGAAAAUCUGGUCACUCUUCCUCAGAUCGAUCCACUCGCACUCACCACCGAUCCUCUAAAUCUCGUUCCAAUUCAAUUGAGGAUGAUCUUGCUUUGAGCGAACGGUCACACGAUCGUAGAACUGGCCAUUCUUCCCCCCAUCGAUCCGGUCGCAGUCCCCAUCGAUCUACUCGCAGUCCCCAUCGAUCUACUCGCAGCAGCUCAUCCAAGACUCCUGGUGCCUCCAAGUCCUCCAAGCAAAGAACCACCGCACGAUCACAGGUGGCUGUUCCUGGUGCUACAAGUAUCUCAGACUCGAGCGAUGGCAAAUCAGCUAGCCACAGGAAAGCAUCCAAGUUGGAGAGCACACGUGCACCAAGACGUCAUCGUGAUUCCAAAAAGUCAAAUGAAAAACUGAAGAUCACAACUUCAUCCAAAGUCUCAACUCCUGGGGCUACAAGUGUCUCGAACGAUAGCCACUCAGCAAGCAACAGAAAAUCAUCCAAGUUUCGAUCCAACCGAUCAGAGACUUCAGCUCCAGGGGCUAAAAAUGUGUCAGGCUCUAGCCAAUCAAGGAACGGGAAAUCAUCCAAGUCCGCAGGGGGAAAGGAAGGAGGCAAGGGUGCCAAAAGGUCUGCCGGUGGAUUUCAUGUCGUAUCACAAGGCUCGGUAUCGCGUGAGACUCGAAAGGCGGCAAGAAAUCAGCGACCAAAUAGUCCAAUUGCUCCAUUAGCCACUCCGUUGGAUGAAAAGGAUAUCAAUAUCGCGGGGACUUCCGCCGAAGAAGAUAACGAAAUAGAACUUGGCAGCGAGCAAGCUCUGAAAGCAAGGAAAGAUGAAGAAAGCGAUGAUGACAGUACCAUUGUUGCUGCCCCGGCAAUCCCACCCAAAUUGUGCUGCGGAAAGUACAGGAUUGCUGCGUUCUGCUGCGGAAAGUGCGGGAUUAUUGCCUGUGUGCUCCUUUUGUUGAUUGCUGGAGGAAUUACAGCAUGGCAGCUUCUGAGUAACGAUGGAAAUACAGAAACUUCUCGCGGUAUCGAAUCUACCAAAAUAUCUACAUCCAGCUCCCCAAGCGCAAGCCCUUCCAAGCAGGAAGGUACUACUGGUGUCGACGGCUUGACAUCACAAGAGAUCUGCGAUGCAAUCGCCAUUGGCAGGCCUGUCGUGGGACAGGAAAACGCAGCGCUUCAAGAGUACGACUUAUUGGUGGACGUUGUAUUGGAUUCCGAGACUGAAGAAUUGCCGCCGCAUACCCUGGAGCUUGAAGAAGCGAUUCAGCGUGUUAUGAUGCCUUCUUUAGCUGGCUGCAUUGGUCAAGGUAGGGACAUUGAAAGUCCUAUAGUCAAUUUAUUGGUCGAUGCUGAACCUAGUAUCGAUGCUGUUUGCUUACCACAUUCGGAGAUUCCUUGCCAUCGCUAUGUGAUUCAUCUUGACAUGUAUGUUGAACGGAUCGUAGCUUCCUCUGACUUUUCGGAAGAGAUUAUGGAAAAGUUUCGCGAACAACCAUUGGUAGCACUUUUAGAGUUGGUUUCACCCUUCAAGAACAUCACCGUUGUUGAUAUUGUGCCCGACAUUGAUUUUUCUACUGAUUCGACAAGUCCAUCUGAAUCGCCGUCUACAGAUCCAACAGGAGCGCCAGCUACGUACCCAACAACGGAACCUCCCACAAGGUCGCCGACAAAGGCGCCGUCCAUUAAUCCGACAAGAUCACCUGUCACAUAUCCAACAACGGAGGACCCCACAGCAACACCGAGCAUAGCUCCAUCACGAGUUCCUAGCAGCAUUCCGACUUCUAUCCCAACAUUGUUUCCGGUAGUUGGCCUGACUCUACGCCCUAGCACGCUUGAAUCCAGUAUCCCCACAAGUGUAUCAACCAGUACAUCACCAAGUAAAUCGCCGAGUGCUUCAUUGGGUGCAUCAUCCAGUCCAUCAUUGGAUGUUUCAUCCAGUUCGUCGCCGAGUGCAUCACCGAGUGUAUCAUCCAGUGCAUCAUCCAGUGUCUCCCCAAGUGCAUUGUCCAGUGCCUCGCCGAGCGUCUUAUCGAGUGCAUCACCGUCAACUAAUCCAUCAUCCAGGCCCUCAAUGUCGCCAACAUUUCAGAUUUCGUCGACACCUUCCUUUCGGCCGUCUGUCAAAGCUUCCCUUUCGCCAUCAAGUGAACCUUCUUCUCAACCUUCACGGUUGCCAUCCUCUGAACCCUCGAACGCCCCAUCGACUUUAGAACCUUCUGCACCACCUUUGGCUGGACCAAAGGUUUGUUUUGUAACUUCCGCAGAGCUCUCUUUUGCAGUGGGCAACUGGUUCUCGUCCGCUGAGUUGCGAGCAUCCGUCGAAGCCCAAUAUGGACUGAUGAGGGACUGGUGUUUUGGUCCCGGGGUUACUAGCAUGCAGGCCCUCUUCAUUGAGAGGUCUACUUUCAAUGAAGACAUCGGGAACUGGGAUACCUCUUUUGUCACUACUAUAAAUGAGAUGUUCAAGGACGCAUCAUCGUUCAACCAAGACAUAUCAUCGUGGGAUACAUCCUCCAUCACGAGCAUGCAAGAUACUUUCAACCGCGCAUCGGCGUUCAACCAAGACAUUUCAUCAUGGGAUGUUUCUUCCGUCACUCAGAUGAGGAGCAUGUUCCAAUCUGCAACGUCGUUCAAUCAAGACAUAUCAUCAUGGGAUACGUCAAACGUCAUUGUCAUGCGACAGGUGUUCGCCGGGGCAGAAUCCUUCAAUCAAGAUUUGUCAUCAUGGGAUACUUCAAGAGCCACAAACAUGCAAGAGAUGUUCUUUAAAAGUGGCUUCAAUCACGAUUUGUCAUCAUGGGAUCUUUCUUCCAUCAGAAAUAUGAAAAAUAUGUUUUGGAGAGCAUCGGCCUUCAGUCAGAACUUAUGUGCAUGGGGCCCAAAGCUUGCUGCCGAGACGGUGGUUUCAGGCAUGUUUGCGAACACCAACUGUCCAUCAAAGUCCGCUCCAAACCUUCUGGUGAAUCCCCGGGGUCCAUUUUGCCAUUUGUGUGUCUAA